This is a messenger RNA of Quercus robur (English oak), 477 nucleotides long. RefSeq lists its product as uncharacterized. The record is from RefSeq and is a predicted model, not a curated record. The transcript has a single exon. NCBI's taxonomy places the organism in Eukaryota, Viridiplantae, Streptophyta, Magnoliopsida, Fagales, Fagaceae. Bases 1 to 477 code for a protein of 158 amino acids.
AUGGCUGUCCAUUCCAGAGACGAAGCCCUGAUGUGCAAGGUUUUCCCAUCCAGUUUAGGACCUGUAGCGAUGAGAUGGUUCGACAAUCUAAGGGCAGAUUCCAUAAGCUCCUUUAAGGAGCUCACCGAGGCGUUUGGUUCUCGAUUCAUCACUUGCAACAGAGUUCCUCGGCCCCUAUCUUCCCUACUAUCCUUAAGUAUGCGAGAGGGAGAGACCCUGAAAAUGUACUUGGAUAGAUACUGGGAGAUGUACAAUAAAAUAGACGGUGACUUUGAAAACAUAGCCAUCAGUACAUUCAAAGUCGGCCUCCUAACCGAGCACGGCUUAAGGAAGUCUUUGACGGGGAAGCCUGUCACCAGUGUGCGCCAGCUUAUGGACAGGAUCAACAAGUACAAGAAGGUUGAGGAAGACCAGCAGCAAGGGAAAUGGAAGGAUAAGGUUAUCCCUCAAGAGAUGAGGGAUUUCAAGUCGGACUGA